Ictidomys tridecemlineatus (thirteen-lined ground squirrel) is the source of this 658-nucleotide messenger RNA. RefSeq names its product late endosomal/lysosomal adaptor, MAPK and MTOR activator 2 (gene Lamtor2). Gene Ontology annotation, biological process: positive regulation of TOR signaling. Gene Ontology annotation, molecular function: guanyl-nucleotide exchange factor activity; molecular adaptor activity. The record is from RefSeq and is a predicted model, not a curated record. Lineage: Eukaryota; Metazoa; Chordata; Mammalia; Rodentia; Sciuridae.
GUCCGAGGGGCGCUAGGCUGGCGGAGAGACUACAAGUCCCAGGGAGAGGCGGAGCGGGGCCCUAGGUGUACGGGAAGCGGUAGGCAGAGGUUAGCGGCGGGCAGCUUGGGGGUCUGGGUGCAGGAGCCCAGGGUUAGGAGCUGCAGGCAUGCUGCGUCCCAAGGCUUUGACUCAGGUGCUAAGCCAAGCCAACACUGGAGGCGUCCAGAGCACCCUGCUCCUGAAUAACGAGGGAUCCCUGCUGGCCUACUCGGGCUACGGGGACACGGACGCCCGGGUUACCGCAGCCAUCGCGAGUAACAUCUGGGCCGCCUACGACCGGAAUGGAAACCAGGCAUUUAAUGAAGACAAUCUCAAAUUCAUCCUCAUGGACUGCAUGGAGGGCCGUGUAGCCAUCACCCGUGUGGCCAACCUUCUGCUGUGCAUGUAUGCCAAGGAGACAGUGGGCUUUGGGAUGCUGAAGGCCAAGGCUCAGGCCUUGGUGCAAUACCUGGAGGAGCCCCUCACCCAAGUAGCAGCAUCAUAAUGGGCGUUGAUGGAGGCUGGGGUCAGAAAAGAGAGAUGACCAGUCAGAGGGGCAAGGCCUCCUGGGCAAACCUCCUGAACUGUGGGGGAAGGGUGGGCUUUUGUAUUUUCCAGAAUAAAUGUUAACUCCUGA